This is a messenger RNA of Aspergillus sclerotioniger CBS 115572, 1512 nucleotides long. RefSeq names its product cytochrome P450. The record is from RefSeq and is a predicted model, not a curated record. The transcript has 6 exons. Lineage: Eukaryota; Fungi; Ascomycota; Eurotiomycetes; Eurotiales; Aspergillaceae. Bases 1 to 1512 code for a protein of 503 amino acids. Gene Ontology annotation, molecular function: heme binding; monooxygenase activity; oxidoreductase activity, acting on paired donors, with incorporation or reduction of molecular oxygen.
AUGACGUGGAUGCUCUACUUCAGCCUUACCCUGGCAGCAGGCCUCGCGCUUCACGCCUUCGUUUCGAAUCUGGUCCUGCGCCGCCAGCGAGGCCUCCCUCAUAUUCCCGUAGUUAAGUUCGAUGAAAAUGACACCCAGGCCAGCUAUAUCACACGAACGAAGGAGAUCAUGCAUCGGGGUUAUGUAGAGUAUAACAAACGAGGAAUUGCGUUCCGAAUCCGUAACCCGGUCGACGAGGGAAGCCCCCAAGUCAUUAUGCCAAAGAAAUACUUGGAUGAGGUGAAGAGUGCAUCCGAAGACCACCUGAGCUUUCCAUUGUACUCAAUUCAGGCUUUCCUGCUGAAAUACAGCGGAUCGGUGCUUCCAUCUGCCGCAGCCACGCAUGUGACUCGCAUUGAUUUGAACAAAAAUCUCGGGGAAUUGGUGGAGCCAAUGAGGGACGAGUGUCUUGAGACAUUCAAGACGGUGAUACCGGAAUGCCCAGAAUGGACGUCGCUAAAGCCAUGGGAUACGUUCUUCCCGGUCAUCUCCAGAAUUACGGGGAGAGUGCUGGUUGGACCCAAGCUUUGCUGUCAUCCGGAAUGGAUUCAGCUGACCAUCGCCAAUACGACUGGGAUCAUGAAAUCCGCCAUGGGGAUUCGAGCGUCCUACUCGGCUCGGUGGCAGUGGCUCGCUCCCUGGACCUACAGUGGGCGAAAGGACCUCCUGACGCUUCGAAAAAGGGCGACCGAAAUGAUCGAGCCGCUGUACCACGAGCGCACGUCUGAUCGCUUGGCUGCUUCACCGGAUAUGCAUCGGGAUGCGGUCCAAUGGCUCAUCGACGGCCACCAGAAUGGCAAGACCAUCACCCCGGCGGAGAUUGCCGAUGGCCUAUUGUUUCUGUACACGGCGGGCAUCCACACCACAAGCACCACGGUGGUCUCCAUCAUGUAUGAUCUAAUCGCGCACUCGGCAUUCAUCCCGGAAUUGCUGCAGGAGAUCCGUCAAGUACAGGCCGAAUCGCCGGGAUGGUCCAAGCAGAGUCUCGCGAAACUGCGCAAAUUAGACAGUUUCAUGAAGGAGAGUCAACGCCUACACCCCGUAGGUCUUGUCACGGGCCAACGUUCCACGGUCAAGCCGUAUACAUUUAACGAUGGACUGCAUCUCCCAGCUAACACAUUUCUGAUGUUCCCCACCUAUGAAUUCACGCAUGAUGCCGACACGUAUCCUCAGCCGGAGAAAUUCGACCCUCUUCGCUUUUAUCGCAUGCGGACGGAGGGGGACGCGGCCAAAUUCCACUUCGCCAGCGUAUCAAAUGAUUCGACCAACUUCGGAGCCGGUUUUCAUGCAUGUCCCGGGCGCUUCUUCGUUGCGCAUGAGCUGAAGAUUAUUCUCAGCGAGUUACUCCUGCAGUAUGAAUUCAAAUUUGCUGAGGGAACCGAACGCCCCCCGGACCAGUACCAUGAUAUCAACGUCAUUCCUAACCAGCAGGCGCAGCUCCUUGUUCGCCGAAGGCCAAGGGACGAACUGUGA